UCCUCACUUUGGGUGACGUGUCCGCUAAAAUACGAGAUUUCGUGACUGUCGACUGUUUUAAAAAAAGUGCAUUUCUUUUGUCACUUUUGUUUUUGUGAUAUGGCGAAGGAUAAAAAAUGGCAGCUGCUGCUGGAUUUGUUCGUGUUAGCGUGCGUGGGCGUUCCAUUACUAGCGUUGACGCAAUGGGCCUACCCGUUCGAGCGUGGUUUCUUCGUCCAUGAUGACUCCUUACGGCUGCCGUUUAUGCAGCAGAGCGUGACAGAAGCCGCCCUAAGUCUCGUCGGGUUCGCACUGAAUAUAGCUACAAUAUUGAUAAUCGAGUACCUACAAAACCGGAGGGAAAAGAACCCGAACCAGAAGUACCUCUUCGGUUUCACGGUACCAGCUUGGGUGUGGCAGAGUUACAGUACCAUUAGAACGUUCGCAUUUGGUGCCGUGUGCCAGCAGCUGCUUUCAAAUCUGACCAAAUAUGUCGUCGGGAGGCUUAGGCCACAUUUCAUGGAUGUAUGUCGUCCUGAAUACAACGAGACGUUGCCAGCGAACGCCUUGGGCUACAUCCAGGUGUACACUUGCGCCACCCAGACUGAUCCCGCCUACCAAUCUUACCUCAAAGACAUGCGGCUGUCCUUCUUCAGCGCUCACUCCAGCUUCGCCAUGUAUGCGGCGGUGUUUUUCAUUGUUUACAUUCAGUUUAAAGGCAGAUGGCGCGGAUCUAAGCUGCUUCGCCACGCUAUCCAAUUCUUCGCGUUGAUGGGAGCCUGGUACGUGGGGAUGACGCGCGUGGUAGAAAACUUCCACCACUGGAGCGACGUUGCUGUGGGUUUUAUCAAUGGCGCCAUCUUUGGAUUUUUGGUGGUAAUCUACAUCCUAAAGCCAACGAAACGCCUGCCCAUAACCUGGCAGGACGCGCCGGCGAGCACGCUCCCAGUCGCGCGGUGACGCCCGCGGCGCCAGCGGUUCAGACUUCUGGUCGUACUGCAGUUCA
This is a messenger RNA of Cydia fagiglandana, 985 nucleotides long. RefSeq names its product putative phosphatidate phosphatase. NCBI's taxonomy places the organism in Eukaryota, Metazoa, Arthropoda, Insecta, Lepidoptera, Tortricidae. The transcript has 6 exons. Gene Ontology annotation, molecular function: phosphatidate phosphatase activity. Gene Ontology annotation, cellular component: plasma membrane. Gene Ontology annotation, biological process: phospholipid metabolic process; phospholipid dephosphorylation; signal transduction. Bases 100 to 939 code for a protein of 279 amino acids. The record is from RefSeq and is a predicted model, not a curated record.